UAAAUUAGCAGACGACAGUUUACAUGUGAGCAGACGAUAAAGAAACCUAUUGGUGAUAAUGGGACAGAAAGAAGAUAUUGUCCACAGUUUAGUAGAAGAUUAGUUUUGAUAACAGGGAAGAUUCUGUAUAUGUUGUUUUAGUCCAGAAGUGAAGAAAUCAGAAGUAAAGACUUUUAAAUCGUGGAAAGUGAUAGUUGAAGAAGUGUGCAGCGUUUGAUGGGCUAUUGUUACACUUGACUGAAAUGGAUAGCAAUCACAGGUGACUUAUCAAGGUAUCAGCCACUAAACAGCGGUCAAAUAAUCAGACUACCAACCAUGUAACCAUAUACAUUUAAACCAGUACAAUUAGAAAGGGAAAUCCAGUUUUGACAUUCAUACCAUUUAUCUUCCACUAUAUAUACCAAUGUUUGAAGUCUACCCAAUGUACCUGUGUGAUCCACAGAAAAAGGGACCACCAUGAAUGAAAUGGAAAGACAUAUUCAACAGACAAUAGAUAGACUUAGUUGUAUUAAACAGCAUUUGUCUUCACCUUCAGGGUUUCAGAACGCAGCACGUGAGCUACUUGAGUGGUGCUCAGACUUAAGAGCUUUCCAGCCUCCUUUUGAAGGCAGUCUAAUUAGCUGUUUAACAAUUGUCAGUAGAGUAGCAGCCCAGCCUGGAUAUGACCUUGACCUUGGUUAUAGGUUACUUGCAGUAUGUGCUGCCCACAGAGAAAAGCUGAGUUCUAAAUCUUCAGCCUUACUGUCAAUGUGGUGUGAGGAACUUGGAAGACUGUUAUUACUGCGACACCAGAAAAACAGAACUCCUGAUUCCAAGUCACCAGGAAUGCAUUCACAGUUACAAAAUAAAAUGCCACCUAUGCCACCCAUGUCAGGGUAUGUAAAGACAUGUGAUCCGAAUGGUCCAUGGUGUACAGGAAAUCAAGGCCAGUCUGGACCAGGUUUAUCUGUAGUAACCACCGUCUGGGGAAUGACCAAUACUACGCAAACAGCGCCAUUUAAUCAUCAAACACCGGGAUAUACCACUACCAUGUCAUCAACAAACUAUACGCAACAACCAAACUUCCAAGUUAAUGCAUUACAGAAAGGACCAUACAACCCUACUUCAUUAUCAAACAACAUUCCAUAUCGUCGUCCAAGUUACCCUCCUACUCCAAAUACCCCAGGAUCAAAUACACCAAGUAAUAAUGAUUACCCUGGAGCACCUCAACAAGGAAAUCCAGCACUGGCACAAGCUUUAGUAGCGGCAGCAGCCACAGCCUCAGCCACAGCAACGGCAACUGCCACCAUGAUGAUGCAGAAUGAUCCACAGAUGAAUAACAACCAACCAAUGAAUGUCCAAAUGAACUAUGGUCCAGGCAUGCAGCAACAGAUGCCAAUGGGUCAGUAUGGGAAUCAGUAUCCUCCAGGAAUGUCUCAAAGACACCCUGGUCCCAUGAAUAUGGGACCUGGUCCAGGGGCAGGUCCAGGCCCAAUGAUGAGAAAUCCCAUGUAUACCAGAAGACCAGCACCAUAUCAUAAUCCUCACAAUCCAAAGAUGGGGACACGACCUUCUUUUCCAAAUGGUCCACAGUAUGGUGAUCAGUAUAACAACCAACAGCAGUAUUCUGGUGGAAAAUACCCACCGACACAGCAGCCACUUCCUUCACCUACAUACCACCAACAACCAGGAAUGCGACCCAACCCUGGUGGCCCAUAUCCCAGCAUGCCUAAUGGUCAGGCAUACUACAAUAAUCCAGUUGGCAGAUCAAUGCCACCCCAGCCACAGAACUUUAAUUAUAACAUGGGACAACAAGGCAUAUCUUCACCACCAUCAAAUUAUCCUCAUUCCCCAUUACCUGGAAAUCCGACCCCACCCAUCACUCCUGGGCCAGGUCCUAACGGUUAUAAUGGACCUAUGCCAAAUGGACCACCAAUGCCAAUUAAAAAAGAUCCUGAAGAAUUACGAUUGACGUUUCCUGUACGAGAUGGUGUGGUGUUACCGCCUUUUAGACUGGAGCAUAACUUGGCAGUUAGUAACCAUGUCUUCCAUCUGAGGGAAUCUGUUUAUCAGACAUUAAUGUUCAGAUCUGAUUUAGAGUUACAGCUGAAAUGUUUUCAUCACGAGGACAGACAGAUGAAUACUAACUGGCCAGCAUCCGUCACAGUCAGUGUCAACGCUAAUCCUCUCAACAUUGAACGUGGGGAAAAUAAAACCUCUCAUAAACCAUUAUACCUCAAAGAUGUCUGUCAACCAGGCAGAAAUACCAUUCAAAUUACAGUCACUGCAUGUUGUUGUUCUCAUUUGUUUGUUCUACAAUUAGUACAUCGACCAAGUGUACGAUCAGUUUUACAAGGGUUGUUACGGAAACGGUUGUUACCAGCAGAACAUUGUAUUACAAAAAUCAAAAGAAAUUUUAGCAAUGUUGCACCAAAUUCAUUAAAUGGUGAAGAUGGAGUUGAACAAACAGCGAUUAAAGUUUCAUUAAAAUGUCCAAUCACCUUCAGACGGAUAACACUGCCGGCAAGAGGUCAUGAAUGUAAACACAUACAGUGUUUUGAUCUUGAAUCAUAUCUACAGUUGAAUUGUGAAAGAGGGUCAUGGAGAUGUCCAGUUUGCAACAAAACAGCAUUAUUAGAAGGUUUAGAAAUAGACCAAUAUAUUUGGGGUAUUCUGACAAAUCUUCAGACGACAGAGUUUGAGGAAGUUACUAUUGAUCCUCUGGCAGCAUGGAAACCUGUACAACAUAAAACUAUCAAAGAAGAGGAAGCCGAGUCCUGUAGUGGUCGAUGGAUAAAAGCUAUGUCUCCAUCAAGUAUGCAGUUGCCCACCAUGAAUUCAUGGGAUGUGGGUCGAGGGCCGUCACCAUUUACUGGGAACAUGCCACCUUCAUCACAGAAUAUGCAGGGUCCACCUUAUUCAAACAUGCACAGCAAUGAUGUCAUGCCAAAUGGAGGCCCAUCACCUAUGAGCUAUCAGCACCCCGCUACUCCCGGGGAUUAUAACAAUCCUCUCUCACACAUGUCACCUCCCACAAGUGUGGAAGCCAUGAAUAGCAUGAACAAUGUAAAUAUUAAAAGUGAACUUCAUUCUUCUGUAGACAUUCAAAAUCAUAUGAAUCAGUAUUUACCAACCGUGAGUGACACGACGCCGUUGCGACAUCCUGAUUCAAGCAAUAUUAACAAUUGUGGAACUCCAUCCAGCCAAUCACAGAACCAAAUUAAUGGCAGCCAACUUAACCAUGGUACACCAAAUGGAAUUCAGUCGAACAAUUCAGGGGCAGAUAAUAAUACUAUAGGAGAUUUGAGCUUUGACCCAUCAAGUGUGAUAGAUGGUGAAGGUCAAACUCCAACAUUAGAUCUUGAUUUGAACUUAACAGAUCCUAUGGAGUUGUUAUCAUAUUUAGGGCCUUCGGAAAAUUCUAAUAAUAACUCAGGUUCAGUCACAUCGGGAAACACAGGGAACAAUCAAAACUCUUCUAAUACUACGUCGAGUAACAAUGACGAUUUACUGGCCUUGUUUGAAUGAUCAGUUGAGUGACAAAUGACACACACAGCAUAGGGCCAGUAAAUUGGAGACGGUUUGUUUCCUGUAAACAGUGCUAUUGUUUUUCAUUACUACUGCAAAUGGUGGACUGUGAAUGUUGAUUCAUGUUUAAAUCUGCCAGUGUAAAUUCAUAAUCGUAGAAGUGGUUGUUGAAACAGGAGGGUAAUAAGGUGCAAAAUUUGUGGACAGUGAUAGCCGUUGAGGUUGAUAUCAACAAGUUUUAGCAUUCAGUUUACUGCUAUGUAAUCUGUAUCAUGUGAUCAACAUUGUCAUGCAAAAAAAAAAAACAAUAUGGUAGACAGAUCUGCAAGAACAAUGAUCAAUUUCAUCGAAACUCAUUCAUUUAUUUAUUUUAUCAUUGUAUCUCAAUUUGACUUGCCCAAAGAAAACAGUACAGAACAUUUAUUCAUGUGAACAAACUCUUCGUGCAAAAUGAAGGAUAGUGACCUUUGAGCUAUUUACAAUGAUCAUGUGACUUUAUACAGAUGUGAUAUGUUUAUUAUCAGUAAAUAUGCUGGUCUUGACCAAGACAUUAUACUUUAAAAAGGCAGCAUUAUCAAUAUCAUGUGAAAAUCAAGACACAUUGUGCUUAUAAUGAUGAUGACGAUGUUGUCAUGUUGUCAUUUGGGAAAAUCCUAAUUGUGGUUGUUAUCAUGGACUGCAAUACAUUAUAAUUGUGAAAUGCUGUUGCAAAAUAAGGAGCAUUUUGUUAGAAUCAUAUCUCAGUGCAAAAAUCAUGAACUUAAAAUUGCAAUAAUUUGAACUAUUUCAAUCUUCUUGCUCUUCACAAUUCACAAGUAUUGGUCAAGCUAUUUAUGGUCUAUAUCUAUUGAAUGGUUUAAGCUCUAGUUUAAUGUCUCAAUUUUUAUUAAAUUUUGCUGCUAUUAAAUAUUUUAAAAACAUUCAGAAUUUUUUUAAUUCAAAACUAAAUAAUCAUUGAAUAGUAAAUUUUAAAAUGAAAGUGCAUAGAUCAUAAAUUUUGGUUUACGAUAUAAAACUUGGAUUUUUUUUACGAGCAAACCAUGAAUCUUUGCUGAAGCAGAUUAUUUUAAAAGAGGAAUUUAAUUUCUACGAAUUUUCUAAUUUAUGGAAGGAUCCAUUUAAGAAACAGCCUCUUUCUGAUCUGCACAUAAAUACUACUGUAAAAAAUUUAAAGUGCAAUAUAGAUGCCUUACUUAAUGUGAUCAACAAAUUUGUAUUUAUUUUCAUAGUUCUUUGUAGAAUUUCUUGAAUUAUUUUUUUUUAAUGUAGACAGUCAUAUCAUAAAAAAACAAUUUAUUUUACAUGCAAUCUAUUUUUCGCAAUUUAUAAUCACAGUGUUAGAAGUCUUUACUAAAUAAGUAACAGAAUCUGCAUUACAUUCAGUGAUGAUACUAAACUAAGAAGCAGACUUUGAAAAAAAAAGUGAUGAAGAAUAUCUCUUAGAAAGGUCAAUACAAAAGGUAUAUGACUGUCUACACCAAAUAUUUUUUAUAAAUUGUUAAGAGACAACAUGUACUUUUUUGCAAACUUAACUGAUUAAUUUUAAAUCAUUUGUGCAAUUAUAUGAAAAGAAUUUAUCUUUGGCAAUUCAUUUGUAAUCAAUGUUUACCAUGACAAUUCGAAAUAUUUUUAAUUUUUUUAAGAAAAAUUGUUAUUUUGUUGUUUUUAAACCCAGAACAUUGAAUUAUUUUUAUGAAAUCACCAUUACAAAUCAGUUCAUUUCACCUUGUUGACAUCUUUUUAAAAGAUCUUGUAUGAAUUAUUUUGUCUCGCGCAAGGCGUUAAUUAUUAUUUAUAAUGUGAAAGACAUUUUUUAACUGUUUACUGUGGUUUUAAGAAGAUAAUGAAAGGAGAUGAGUUUGCCAAUUUUUUGUUUAUGUUGUACUGUUGACUAUAAGCAUUAAUUUACAUUUUUUGCCAGUGUUUAUAUAUAACCAGAUUUAUCAUAUACCAGUGUAUUAUAUAUGUAAAUUAUUUAAGAUGUGAACGCAUCAUCUGUACAGAAAUUUGAAAAUGAAAUUUAACGUAACCAUGGCGUCUGUUUUUUGUGCCGAAGCCAAGUUCAUAUAACAAAAAGUAGAUUAGUUUUAAAACAUUUCUCUGUAUAUAUUGACUUUUUAUAAGUAGAAACAUGAUUUGUAGUCAUAAACAAAUAUAUAAACUAUUUUUUGUGAAGAUUUAUUUAUGCUUUAUGUCUUCUCAUUGGCAGUCAGUUGUAGAGUCACUUUUGCCAGUUGGUUUGCAACAGUUUUGCUUAUUGCCAAAAUCAGUCUUAUUGUGUUACAUAAAAUAUGAUUGUUGCAGAAGAGUUUUCGAUCAAUAUUUUCAUUUAUUUUUUAAAUGAUAGUAAAAAUUAUGCAUUAAUUUUAAUCUUAGGAAAAAAUCUCAUUGUUUUUUCGUUUAUUACUCUUUCAAGUUUAAAUAACACAUUUCCUCUGAUUUUUUCUUUGUUUUUAAUGGAAAAAUCAAAGAGAAAAGGUAGCAAGUAGAUUUGUUUUGGCAGCAAGGAAAAUGUAUGUUGCAGUUCAUUUGAAAGAGAUUUGCAUUUGAAGAAUAAUGAAAUAAUUGCCCCCCUUUUCAGCAUUCUGUUUAUACAGCUGUAGUUACCUGGGUUAAAAAUCUAAAAUCUGUCUAUGCAAUGUGCUAUGUUAACUUUUCACGUUUUUGUUUGAUCAGGGAAUAAUUAUAAAGCACAUUAUUUUAUCCGUCAGCUAUGCAUACUCUCAGGAUUAGCAUACAUCCAGAUUUCUGAUAUCACGUGCAGAUCUCUUUCAGCUGAGUAUUUGUUUCCAUCUGUUACUUCUAAAUGUGACAAAGAGUAACUUUUCUACCUGCCCCUUUAAUUCUGGUUGUGUUGUCAAUUUAUGACAAAAACGCAUUUCAUAUAUUUUAGAAAUUAUAUAUUCAAAAAUAAAUUCAUGGCAGCCUGAAAAGUAUUCACUUGGCAAAAAGUUCUUAGCAUUCAAUUGUUGUAGGUUGCAAUAGGUUAUCUGUUGAUGGCUCCCCUCAGUUGUAUUAGUUCCUCCCUUUUAAUGUGAAAUAAUCAAUUUUGCAAUAGAAAAAAAAGCCAAUUAAUGCAAUAGUUUGUCAUAAUAUCUUGGCAAUAUAAAUUCAUUUUCCCUAAACCAAAGAAGAUUAAAAGGAUCGAAAAAAUAUCAGUUCUUUUAUUUGUAAACAAAGAAAGUGCUCAUGAUCAUUUUAAUAAAACCAUAAAGAGUGGUAUAUGUGUUAUUGAAUGCUCUAGUUUUAAUUUUAUAUGAAAUGUUACUUAAAAAAGAAAGUUGAUUUAUUUUUGUCUUUUUUACGUUAAUGACUUGCAAGAUGAAGUUCUUGAAGGGACCAUUAUCAAUACAGUUGAUCAAAUGCACUUCUUUCCAUGAGAACAAGAUGAUUCUAAAUGUUGCAAUUUGGACUGAUUAUUUCUAUAACAGAAAAAAAUUGUCCUUACAUGACAUAAUACAGUGUACAUGACAUUUCUAGACAUGAAGUAUUCAUUUUAAUCGCCAAAUACAGUUCUCUAAGAAUGAAACUAUGAAGAAUUUAUUUCAAAUAUCAUACAAUGCAUUGAAAGGGACUGAAAUUUUGAACAAGUGCAACAUUUAGACUCUAUCUUGUUUACCUAGGACACAUAAUACUAAACACAAUAAAUAUGUUCGGAUGCAGUCAGUGUUUUUAAAAUGGCUAUUUUUCUGUGAGAAAGUGCAAUCACAUGUUAGAUGUCACCUGCAACUAUGUACUUUAGUCCCUUACAUGUGAUCAUUAUUUAUCUAAUAAAAAAGGAAUUAUUACAAAUCAUAGAA
Molecule: messenger RNA, 7307 nt
Organism: Mytilus californianus (California mussel)
Lineage: Eukaryota; Metazoa; Mollusca; Bivalvia; Mytilida; Mytilidae
Product: zinc finger MIZ domain-containing protein 1-like
Exons: 21
Coding region: 457-3507 (1016 amino acids)
Biological process (GO): protein sumoylation; regulation of transcription by RNA polymerase II
Molecular function (GO): SUMO ligase activity; zinc ion binding
Source: RefSeq, a predicted model, not a curated record